This is a messenger RNA of Saccostrea cuccullata (small rock oyster), 2877 nucleotides long. RefSeq lists its product as uncharacterized. The transcript is spliced from 2 exons. Bases 1 to 2877 code for a protein of 958 amino acids. Gene Ontology annotation, biological process: proteolysis. The record is from RefSeq and is a predicted model, not a curated record. Gene Ontology annotation, molecular function: aspartic-type endopeptidase activity. NCBI's taxonomy places the organism in Eukaryota, Metazoa, Mollusca, Bivalvia, Ostreida, Ostreidae.
AUGCCACACAUCGGCAAAAUCGAGCAAUUUGAUGAUUCGGUCGAAUCAUGGGAAUCGUAUGAGGAGAGACUACAGGCAUUUUUCCUCGCUAAUGACAUUGGUAAUAACCACAAGGUACCUGCUUUGAUAAGCUUAAUUGGUCCAAAGACUUACACACUUCUGAAAAACUUAAUUGCUCCUGCUAAGGCUACAGAGAAAGGCAUUAAAGACCUUUUGAAAGCACUGCGUGAUCACUUGAGCCCCAAGCCAUCGGUCAUUGCCGAGCGGUUCCGAUUUCAUAAGCGCAAUCAACGCCCAGAUGAGUCGGUUUUGUCGUACAUGGCAGAGCUCCGUAAUUUGGCAACCCAUUGUCAGUUUGAGGCAGCUUUGAGUGACACAUUACGUGACAGACUUGUGGUUGGUUUACGACAAGAAACUAUACAGAAGAGGCUACUUUCAGAGAAAGACCUUGACCUGGAAAAAGCUAUCAACCUUGCGGUAGCUAUGGAAGCGGCAGCGAGAGAUGCAGCUGAAGUACAGGGGGUAAAAAGCGAAACAGUUAACAAGAUCAGCACACGUCCGAAACCUCCACAAUUUAACAAGAAACCUACAGUGAGAAACGCAAUUCCUCAACCUCAAGCACGAUCGACAACACAGAAACAUUCAUGCUAUCGUUGUGAUGGGGAUCAUCCAGCAUCGCAGUGUCGACACACGAACAGCGUCUGCUCUUUCUGUCGGAAGGUGGGACACAUUGAGCGAGCCUGUAUGAAGAAGAAACGUGACAGAAAUAAGGGACGCAACACUUCCCUAUUCUAUAACGAGGAGGAAUUUCACUGUGAAGAACGCUACACGGAGGGUACUGGAGAACCACUUCUACACAUCACAAGCACUUUUCACAUGAAAUCACAUCAUGAACCACCAAUAACUGUGCAACCAAUUAUUUAUGGAAAAGUUAUCAAGAUGGAGGUCGACACAGGAACAGCUGUUUCCGUGAUUUCUAAGAGUGACUACAGUGCGAACUUUGGCAAUGUAAACCUUGAACCAUCAAGUGAAUUACUGCAUGCAUAUUCGGGAGACACAAUUCAACCCCUGGGCAAAAUGAAGGUGAACGUUCAACUUAACUCGCAAUCUGCUAACCUGGAAUUGCUUGUUGUUCCACAUGAUGGACCAGCUUUACUAGGAAGAGACUGGCUUGGAAAGCUAAAGCUCAACUGGCAAGAGAUUAAGACUUUACGCUCAAGUGAUGCAACACACCCAUCAUCCUUGAAGGAUCUACUUGACUCGCACAAGGAGUUGUUCUCAUCAGGGGUCGGAACUCUUAAGCACAUUAAGGGGACAGUUACAGUUGAACCAGAAGCAAAACCUGUGUUUCUUAAGGCCAGAACUGUUCCUUAUUCACUGAGGACCAAGGUUGAACAAGAACUUGAUCAACUACAGGCAGAUGGAAUUAUAGAGCCUGUCGCACAUAGUAAAUGGGCUACCCCCAUAGUCCCAGCCAUUAAGAAGAAUGGAAACGUCAGACUGUGUGGUGAUUACAAAGUAACCGUGAAUCCGGUAAUGUGCGUCGACAAAUACCCUCUUCCCAAAAUUGAGGACAUCUUUGCAACCCUAGCUGAUGGAAAGAAUUUCUCAAAACUGGACUUAACACAAGCAUAUCAUCACAUGGAACUAGAUGAAGCUUCGCAGGAUCUACUCGUCAUAAACACUCAUAAGGGCCUGUUUAAAUACAAGCGACUUCCGUACGGAAUUGCGUCCGCUCCAGCUCUAUGGCAACGUGCAAUUGAGCAAGUACUACAGAAUAUACCAUCAACGCAAGUGAUCAUUGAUGACAUUAUUGUUACUGGUCGCAAUGAUGAGGAACACCUACACAACUUGAAACUCGUACUGGACCGUCUACAAUCCUAUGGGCUACAUGUAAACCUUCAGAAAUGUGAAUUUUUCCAAGCUAAGGUGAGCUACGUUGGACAUGAAAUCGAUGCUAGUGGCCUACACAAGUCACCUGACAAAAUUGAGGCUGUCAAAGAUGUCCAACGCCCAGAGAAUGUUUCACAACUUAGGUCAUUUCUAGGCGUAGUGAACUAUUACCACCGAUUCUUAGACAACCUUUCCAGUAAAGCAGGACCACUUCAUGAACUCCUUAACAAAGGAACUAAAUGGGAAUGGAAUUCCAAGCGAGAUAGGGCCUUCAAUGAAAUAAAGGACGCCAUUUGCUCCGACAAGGUUCUGUGCCACUAUGAUGCCAAGCUACCCUUGAAACUAGCUGCAGAUGCUUCGCCUUAUGGAAUUGGGUCUGUACUUUCCCAUGUGUUUCCAGAUGGCUCUGAACGACCCAUAGCAUUUGCGUCGCGCACACUGAACCAGGCAGAGAAGGCUUAUUCACAGAUUGACAAGGAGGCGCUUGCUCGCUACUGGGGUGUGAGAAAGUUCAAUUCGUACCUUUAUGGACAUAAAUUUACACUUGUCACAGACCACAAACCCUUGCUGAGCAUCUUCAAUCCGAAGAAGUCCCUUCCUGUGAUGACAGCAGCACGUCUCCAGCGCUACGCUGUAUUUUUAUCAGGAUACCAGUAUGACAUUGAAUUUCGUGGAACCAAGUCUCAUGGUAAAGCUGACGCAUUGUCGCGUGUACCACUACAGUACCCACAGGAAACACAGCGUGACCCAGUUCUGAGUCAAGUCCUAGACUACGUGGUACGAGGACAUUUUCCUCAUGACUGUGAUGAACAGUUAAAGCCCUACUACAAGCGCAGAGAUGAACUCAACGUUUACCAAGGAUGUGUUACCUGGGGAAAUCGUGUGAUCAUCCCAGACUUUUUACGUGAAAAAGUAAUGACAGAGCUUCAUUCUGGCCACAUUGGAAUUGUCAAAAUGAAAGCAGUAGCCAGAUCUUAUGUAUAG